UAAACUGUCGUCUGUCAAUGGUCAGCCAGUAAAGUGUCAGGAAAUAUAUAUUUUUAUGGCAAACGAUUUCAUCAGCUUGUUUUGAUUUAGAAAAGGAUUGGAAUAAAAAUAAGUUGUUCUGCAAGAUAAAUACUGAGACUUCAGACGUCCUUAUUGGCAUCCCAGUUCCAUAAAAACGAUCAAACAGGAGUUACCAAAAAGGAGCUAUACGCUCCAAAAGACAAUUCCAACGAAACAAACAGAAAAUUUCACAGGCCAAAGCCAAAAGAGCUGCUGCGUCCAUUAAGAAAGCUGAAUCAGCCGUCCCACUCCUCACUAGAGAGGCCAUCAGAAACAUUGUGCACAGCAGAAACCCUGACCUAGGAGAUGCGCAAGAGAGCCUAGAAAACGAACCAAACGUUUAUAAAGAAGAAGAAGAAAAUACAGCAAUGUCUUCCAACGAUAGCAAGUCUAGAGAUGAAGUAAUGGCCGCUAGGCAGGCAAAGAAGCAAGCUAAAAAAGGAAAACUUAAGGACCCAGCACAAAGUGAAUCUAAAGAACAAACUCCAGCACAAAACGCUGAUCUUAGACCAGUACAAAAUGCUGAUGUUAAAGAAACAGCUCCAACAGUAAACAAAUCAAAGGUCGAACAAGGACCUUCAAAAGUAGAACCUAAAACAAAUUCACUGAAAGGUAAAGAUGAAGUUGAUAAAGCUGUUAAACUAGACACUAGUAUAACAGAUGCUGGUGAUAAGAAUAAAGAACAAAUUAAAGCAGAAAGAGCCGCUAAGAAGGCUGCAAAGCAAGCUAAGAAGAAGGGUGCAGCGGAAGGAGAUGGACUUGCAGACAAACCGGCUGUUAAGGAAGUUCCGAAACCAGUCAACAAAGAUACAACUGUCAAAGAGGUACCUAAGCCAGUCAAUAAAGAUGCAACGGAGGUCCCUAAGCCAGUCAAUGAAGAUAUGACUGUGAAGGAUGUAGUGGAAACUUUAAGAGAUAUAGCUAAUGUAGCCAAGGACAUGAAGGAGGUCACUAAUAAGGUUAUGGAUUUGAGCGGCAAAAAGGCAGAAGAAAGCAACAAAAGUAAGUCAGAGUUGAAGGCGGAAAGGCGCGCGAAGCAAGAAGCUCAAAGGGCAGCUAAACAGGCCGCGUUAGACAAAGCUGCUGCAGCCAAACCCAAGGUUGAGGUUAAGGCUGCCCCUGAAAAAGAAAAUGCUAGACCUAAGGAGGAGAAGGCGCCUAAACAGAAGGUAUCAGACAAGACUAAAGUGAAGGCAGUCAGUUCUAACAGAGUGAACUGGUUCCAGCACCUAUACAAGGAGCAUGACAAAGAGUCGCUCAAGUCCAUCGCUAUCAACUCCAACUUGCACCCAGCGAUUGUAAAGUUAGGCGUACAGUUGGCAUCUCGUGUCGUAUCCGGCUCAAAUGCCCGCUGUGUAGCUUUGCUAGAUGCGCUUAAAAAGAUGGUUCGUGACUACACGCUCCCAGCUAAGACAGAGUUUGCCCGUGGUCUGGAGUCUCACUUGGCGACUAGCCUGGACUUCCUGUGGGCCAUGCGCCCCCCCUCCGCCUCGCAGACUAAUGCCGUCAAGUUCUUCAGAUACCAUCUCACGCAGCUGCCCAAUAACGUCGAUGAGUUUGACGCAAAGAAAACGCUACAAGAAGAAAUAGACAGAUACAUUAGAGAACAAAUCGAAAUGGCUGGCGAGGCAAUUAGUAUUGCCGUGCGCAACAAAAUCUCUGACGGAGACAAUAUUCUCACUUAUGGAUGCUCAUCACUAAUCGAGCGUAUUCUCCGCGACGCGUGGACAGCGGGCCUGAAGUUCCGCACGGUGGUUGUCGGCAACCGCGUGCAAACAUCUGCCACGCAAAUGUUGCGGCGACUGGUUGCUCACGGCCUGCCCUGCACUUAUGUCGAUAUUACCGCGCUUGGAUUUGUUAUGAAUAAGAUCAACAAAGUGAUCCUUGGCGCGGGCGGGCUGCUGGUGAACGGGUCGGUGCUGGGCGCGGCGGGCACGGCGCAGGUGGCGCUGGCGGCGCGCGAGCAGAACGUGCCCGUGCUCGUCGCCUGCGAGACGCACAAGUUCUCGCAGCGCGUGCAGACUGACGCAUUCGUUUAUAAUGAGAUCGGUGAUCCCGACGACCUAAUCGACAAAUCAGACGAGAACUCACCCCUGAAGGACUGGCGGUCCAACCCAAACCUGACACCGCUCAACCUGACAUAUGACGUCACACCGCCCAGUCUCGUCACCGCAGUUGUGACCGAACUCGCCAUAUUACCCUGCACCAGCGCCCCCGUCGUACUACGAUUCAAAUUAUCCGAAUACGGAGUGUAAAUAAAAUAUUUAUUAAAAAUAAAUGUUAGUAAAACCUUUCUAUGUAUGUAAUAAAAUUGCAUAAUGAACUGA
This is a messenger RNA of Helicoverpa zea (corn earworm), 2387 nucleotides long. It is a transcript of the gene eIF2Bdelta, whose product is annotated as translation initiation factor eIF-2B subunit delta. The transcript has 10 exons. Lineage: Eukaryota; Metazoa; Arthropoda; Insecta; Lepidoptera; Noctuidae. Bases 429 to 2315 code for a protein of 628 amino acids. The record is from RefSeq and is a predicted model, not a curated record.